AUGGAAUACUUUGAAGAUGAAGAUAUUUGGAUAGAUAAAUGGUUCUUAGAAAAGCCUUUUGGAGCUUGCCGGGGCAAAUUCAAGGAGAUCUGUGAACGUCCAAAUGGCUCCUGUCGGGACUUUUGCCUCAAAACAGAAAUCCAUGUUGGGAGAUGUUUAAAUAGCCGACCCUGCUGCCUGCCUCUGGGGCAUCAACCAAGAAUUGAGAGCACUACACCCAAAAAGGACUGA
This is a messenger RNA of Rhinopithecus roxellana (golden snub-nosed monkey), 231 nucleotides long. Its product is annotated as beta-defensin 108B. Gene Ontology annotation, biological process: innate immune response. The transcript has 2 exons. Gene Ontology annotation, cellular component: extracellular region. Bases 1 to 231 code for a protein of 76 amino acids. NCBI's taxonomy places the organism in Eukaryota, Metazoa, Chordata, Mammalia, Primates, Cercopithecidae. The record is from RefSeq and is a predicted model, not a curated record.